CUGAGUGGUGGAGAGCUCCAAACUUGAGGUACCGCUUGAAGCUGCCUGACGGGAUAGUGCAUCAAGUCCAACGUUACGCACUUUCAGAUCGCCAAUACUUUAUUCUACACCCCGCAAUCCCUAAAAGUGCACAGAUACCUAGCUAGCUACCUCUUAAGCUACCUGAUUAAAACUUAACCUCGUGGUCCUAUCGCCAGUAAGAUUAUCUUCGAUCCCAAUAGCUGCGCCUUCAAGAUGUCCAACUUAAAUAAUUAUAUCAACAAGAAGGUCCUGAUAAUUACAGCUGACUCUCGAACCCUGGUGGGGAAUCUAUUGAGCUGUGACCAGAUGACCAACUUGGUCCUUGGACAAACCGUCGAGCGCGUCAUCCGAACACCCGACGAUACGGAACCAUCUACCGAAGUCCCCUUGGGUCUUUACCUUGUCCGGGGAGACAAUGUUUGCGUGGUGGGCUUAGUAGACGAGUCUCUUGACGAUAGUAUCAACUGGGAACAGGUAAAGGGUUCGGCAAUCGGUGGUAUUAAACACAUAUAGGAGUCGGUGGCGGCGGCGGCGGAUCAUGCCCUGAAACACAUGCUCUUGAUACCUUGAGAUUUCACUUCUGGC
This is a messenger RNA of Daldinia loculata, 606 nucleotides long. Its product is annotated as Sm-like ribonucleoprotein. Gene Ontology annotation, molecular function: RNA binding. The record is from RefSeq and is a predicted model, not a curated record. Bases 235 to 534 code for a protein of 99 amino acids. Lineage: Eukaryota; Fungi; Ascomycota; Sordariomycetes; Xylariales; Hypoxylaceae. Gene Ontology annotation, cellular component: U6 snRNP; precatalytic spliceosome; U4/U6 x U5 tri-snRNP complex. The transcript is spliced from 3 exons. Gene Ontology annotation, biological process: mRNA splicing, via spliceosome.